Phragmites australis (common reed) is the source of this 3555-nucleotide messenger RNA. Its product is annotated as zinc finger CCCH domain-containing protein 22-like. Bases 704 to 2746 code for a protein of 680 amino acids. The record is from RefSeq and is a predicted model, not a curated record. Lineage: Eukaryota; Viridiplantae; Streptophyta; Magnoliopsida; Poales; Poaceae. Gene Ontology annotation, molecular function: metal ion binding; RNA binding. The transcript is spliced from 9 exons.
CGGCAGGGGAGGGAGAAAGCAAGAACCGAGGAUCCGGACAAGCUCGUUCUCAGGAUCAGGUUUUGAAAAUGGUGAGUUGAGGAGAUCAAGAUCCAUCCACAGGCCACGCAGGUUUGAAUUGAACGGCCUUUGUUUUCUCCGGGUCCUCCUGAACAACAGUAGCAAUAAGAAACCAAAUUGGUAUGUGCACACAGCCUCCGAUCCAAAAAUCUGCACACGCUGCUGCCUCCGCAUGCCCCACUCAGGCGCUCGCUCCCCCGAGCAACGUCCCAAGCCCAAGAAACCAACCCCCAAGAGAGAGAGAGUUGUAGUAAUAGAGUUCGCUCUUUGAUAGGUCGCGGCUAAGCACCAAACCUCGGGGAAAUGGAGCUGCUCAGUGGCGCAGCGGAGGCUUGGGGAAGCGGAGUCUCGCGAGCUGGCAGAGCACUAGCCAUUACCCAUUAGCUCUUUCUUGCUACUAGCUGAGCAGAGAGCACCACUACCCUACACUGACAUCCAUCCACCGGAUCGCGCUGCGGUUGUGUAGUGUUUAGUGUGUACAAAAGGUCGUGAAGGCGGUAGCGACCGAGCAGCGCUAGGCCAAGCCAGGUAAAGGCACGGUGUGUGAGGCGAACGAAGCGAGGGAGAAGCGAGAAGCCCGUGAGCUGCCGCGGUGGGAGGGAGCGAGGGUUUCGUCUCGUCCGGGCGUUUCUUGGUUCCGGCCAUGGACGCCUACGAGGCGACCAAGGUGGUGUUCUCCCGGAUCCAGGCGCUCGACCCGGACCACGCCGCCAAGAUCAUGGGCCUCCUCCUCAUCCAGGACCACGGCGAGAAGGAGAUGAUCCGCCUCGCCUUCGGCCCGGAGUCGCUGCUCCACGCCGUCAUGGCCAAGGCGCGCAAGGACCUCGGCCUGCUCCUCCCGGCGUCGCCGACCUCCGUGGCGGCCGCCGGGCACUCGCCCUUCCUGCAGCAGCUCUCGCGCCAGAGCUCAGGCCGCGCCGGCGCCGGCGCGCCGUCGCCACUCUCGGUGUCCUCUCCGUCGUCGUGGGCGCAGGCGCCGGUGUUCUCGAGGAGCAACAGCGCUACCAAUGGCGCUGCGGAGGAUGCGACGGCGGGGGCUGGGGACGAGCUGCCUAGUCCCGUGCACGGCGGCGCGGCGCCGUUCUUUCCUCAGGCCGGGGACCCGCUCCUGGACGAUAUGCAGCUGCAGGAGCAGCUCGCGUUCCUCAACGAGGGUGGCGUGAACCCAGCGCACCAGCUCCCGGCGUUCGACGGAGGGGAGUGCCGAAGCCCCGGUCCCGGCGAUGGCGGCGGGAUGUUCCCAUACGGCGUCGGGUGGCCGAACGGCGGCCCCGCGCACCGCCGGAGCGCAUCGGUGAACGAACUCCUCCUCAGCGGCGGCGGCGACGGCUUCGGGUGGAAGCCGUGCCUCUACUACGCGCGCGGGUUCUGCAAGAACGGCAGCAGCUGCAGGUUCGUCCACGGCGGCCUCCCCGAUGACGCUGCCGCGCUCGCUGCCGCCAAGAUGGAUGCAGCUGCAGAACAGCAGCAGCAGCAGCAGUGCCAGGACUUCCUCCUCCGCUCCAAGAGCCCGCGCAUCGGCCCCGCCGCCUUCCCAUACUCACCCACCUGCUCCCUCCCCGGCUCGCCCUCCGCCGCCAGCAAGUGCCUCAGCCUGCUGCUCCAGCAGCAACAGCACGACAGAGCCGCAGCCGCCGCGGCGCUGAUGCUGGGCGGCGGCGACGAGGCGCACAAGUUCAUGGGCCGGCCGCGCCUUGACCGCGCGGACUUCGCCAGCAUGAUGAACCCCGGCUCGCGCCAGAUUUACCUCACCUUCCCGGCCGACAGCACGUUCCGCGAGGAGGACGUCUCAAACUACUUCAGCAUCUACGGACCGGUGCACGACGUUCGCAUCCCGUACCAGCAGAAGCGCAUGUUCGGGUUCGUCACCUUCGUGUACCCGGAGACGGUGAAGCUGAUCCUCGCCAAGGGCAACCCACACUUCAUCUGCGACGCGCGCGUGCUCGUCAAACCCUACAAGGAGAAGGGCAAGGUCCCCGACAAGUACAGGAAGCAGCAGCAAGGGGAUUUCUCCGGCUGCACGACGCCCACCGGGCUAGACGGCUGCAGGGACCCCUUUGAUCUGCACCAACUCGGGGCGAGGAUGCUGCAGCACUCGAACAGCGCCAACGAGCUGCUGCUGCGGCGCAAGCUGGAGGAGCAGCAGCAGGCGGCCGAGCUGCAGCAGGCCAUUGAGCUCCAGAGCCGUCGCCUCAUGGGCCUUCAGCUGCUGGACCUCAAGUCUCGCGCCGCAGCCGCAACAACAUCAACGCUGCCCACGCCAGUUGCCAAUGCCUUCGCCUCCAGCCAACCCGUGAGCAGCACCACAGUCGAGUCGCCGCCCAAGUCCGGGGAGCAGCUCGAGUUAAGCUGCGGCUUUGCUCUGGAGGUGAAGGUCAACGGAGGUGAUAAGGAGGAAUCUGCUGGCGAGGCAAGCCCGAUCGCUGCUGAUAGCGACCAAAGCGCGGAGCAUAAUCUGCCGGACAGCCCAUUCGCCUCCCCAACUAAGUCGGCGGCGUUCGCGCAUGAUGGUUUCCCCGCUACCGAGGCUGAGACCGCCGCAUCCCGUGUUGGUGUGGACUCCUGCAGCAAUGCAGAUGGCGGAGGUAACCAUGUCCGUCCCCCCGCAUUGGACAUUCCUACGCCAAGGCCCUACUUCUUCCCCAUGCACAGGCUCUCCUCCGAUCACGGAGCUAUGGGGAUGUAAAGUUCACCAUUGGAAGUGAGUGAUAUCCCAGCCUAAUCAUAGAAUACAAGAAGCCAAGAAAAGCGAUGGUGGAAUAUAGGAAAAAAGGAGUGAAGUGUCAGCAUAGUGUUAGCUCCCUUUCUUUUGUUCUUUUAGCCACCCUUUUUUAGUGAUGGAUAGCUCUACUAAACCACAAGAGAAGAGGAUGCCAUUAGCCUUGAUUCAGAAAGCAGCGGCAAAUGCAGUAUUGUCAGAUAUAUAUAAACUACAAGUAUCAAGUGUUACCCCUAGUUAUUAAAUAUACUACUAGUGCUUAGUGUUUACUACUAAUGCCAGAUCAGCACAGUUGAUGUUGCUGUACCAAUAUCCUACAUGUACUCUGCUACUACUACUACUACUACAGCCACCUCCACUAGGUUUACUAAAUGUGAGGGUUAGUCCACCCUGCUGGUACCAGCCACAGGUCACAUGUAACACCAGCACAGCUACAGCCUGCUGCAACGGGUGCAGAUAUUGUAUACAAGGGCGGCCCAGAGACUGGAGAAACGAGUACAUGGCCAUGGCAGUGGUCUGUGAAGUAUUUUACUGUCACUGCAAGAUCGCAAGCCAUGUGGAUAUAUAUUGCAAGAGUUGUGUGAGAUCUCGUAUGGUUGUCUUCAGUCGCUGUCUCUGUUUAUGGCUCCUAGUAUCACCCCUGAUCGGCAGAGGCAGAUCGCUACGAAAUAGCAUGUUUAUUUUGUUGUGCUUUUGUUUGCGUCUGGUUGAGUGGAUCUAGUGUAGUUGACACCUCUACAGAAAGAAUGAAAGUAAAGUGAUAGAAAAUUAUGCAA